CUCGUCUUCCCUCCAUUCCACCAGACUUCCACCAACUAUUCAAUCAACCAAAAGAGCAUCCCCAACCAGGCUCAGCCAAGCGCGGAGAGCUCAAGCUCCACUCGCGACUCGACCCAAUCCGACCCAACCCAUAUUCUCAACCCCAUCAUCACAAUGUCCACCUACGAAGUCGAACACAGCACCCCCGACCUCUCCGCUCCCUCCCAAUCCAGCCAACGCCGCCGCCGCCCCGACCUCUCCACCUUCUUCGCCAAGCUCUCCGAACUCAGCUCCGACGAAGCCCGCUCGCGCCCCCAUGCCGUCCCCGUCCCCGGCGACAUAAGCGCCGCCUUCUACUCCCUCGCCGACGCGCUCAACGUCAUGCGCAGGGAGGGCGAAGGCGGAGGAAUCCCAACUGGUAACGGCGUGCCCGACCUCGGGGCGGCAUUUCACAGCGGUGGUGCCGCCGCUAGCGUCCAUGGGGAUGAUCUGCUGGCGCAGAUGAUCCAGACGCUGCUUAGUGAGGCGGAGACGCCGCCGAAGGAGAUUGAGGGGGUCAGUGAGGAGUUUUGUGAUGUCCUCGACCGUGUCCCCAAAACCAGCCUCAAGCCCUCCCAAUCGUGUCCCAUCUGCAAUAACCCCUUCCUGGAAGAUCAGUACCCCCUCGUCGUGCGGCUACCCUGCCACCCGACCCAUCUAUUCGAUCUAGAGUGCGUGCGGCCGUGGCUCCGCCUCCGCGGAACGUGUCCGCUUGACCGCAGGGACUUUGCAAAGGAGGAGAGGGAAAAGGCCGAAGCGCGCAAGAAGAAACCCGUUGAGGAUGACGAGGAAGAGUGGGAUGGAAUGUAUGGUUGAAGUAUGAUGAUACCGGGUCGGUUGAUUCCUAUCUUUCACGCUACUUGCUAUAUUGGACUGUUUUGAUGAGCGAUGCGGGGACUGAAAACACGAGCGCCUUUGCAGGAUGUGGUUUGUUGGUUGGUUUACAGUGAUGACUGGAUGAU
Molecule: messenger RNA, 980 nt
Organism: Aspergillus candidus
Lineage: Eukaryota; Fungi; Ascomycota; Eurotiomycetes; Eurotiales; Aspergillaceae
Exons: 3
Coding region: 154-834 (226 amino acids)
Source: RefSeq, a predicted model, not a curated record